UGGGUCAGGGUGGAGGUAGAAAAUUGAUAGGGUUGAUAGACACUAGUAUGCAAUUUCCAGAGUGCUGAAGCAGUUUUCAUAAUUUAAGCAUGCUAUUGAUCAACUGAUAUUGAUAUAGGUUGUAGGGCAGCUUCAUGAGUUGUUUGGUUGUGUGAACUAUCUAAGUUCACUUCAAGGUUCAAGAUAGGAAUUUUCCAGCAAGGUAUCACCCUAGGUGUCAGUGUUAUAUGUGUGUCAAAUACGUGUUAGAGUAAUCUUUUAGGGAUUCUUCUUUUCAGCUCUGAUCCCAGUUUUCAGACCAUAAGUAAAUAAAAGCAGUCAAGAUGGCUGUGGAUAACUCAUUGGUGGAGAAGUCUAUGAGAUCUGUCUUUGUGGGAAACAUCCCAUAUGAGGUGACAGAGAAGAAGCUGAAGGAAAUCUUCAGCCAGGUCGGACCAGUCCUCUCGUUUCGUAUGAUGAACGACAGGGCCACGGGUAAGCCGAAGGGCUACGGUUUCUGCGAAUACCGUGACCCGGAGACUGCUCUGAGUGCCAUGCGGAACCUGAACGGAGUCGAACUGUCGGGCCGCCAGCUACGCGUGGACAACGCCUGCACGGAGAAGAGCAGGAUGGAGAUGCAGACUCUGAUGCAGGGUCCGGCCAGCGAGAGUCCGUACGGGGAGGAGGUGGACCCCCCGCAGGCCCCUGAGGCCAUCAGUAAGGCAGUCGCCUCCCUGCCGCCCGAGCAGAUGUUCGAGCUCAUGAAACAGAUGAAACUCUGCAUUCAGAACAACCCGACGGAGGCUCGCACGAUGCUGCUGCAGAACCCUCAGCUGGCCUACGCGCUGCUGCAGGCCCAGGUGGUGAUGCGUAUCGUGGACCCACAGACGGCCGCCUCGAUGCUGCACAAGUCGCAGCCGGAGCCGCCGGUGCUGAAGCCGGCUGACACACCGGCUGGUACCGCCGCCCCUGCCAUCUCGGCUGCCCCCGCGCCCGCUGUGCCGGCCGCCCCCGUCCCGGCGCCCGUCGUGUCGGUGGCCGCACCGCAGCCGGCUGUAAAGGAGGGGCCGUUUGGUCCCAUCGGAGGAGGUCAGGACGUGGACUUCCGUCAGGGUCCGACGGCGCUGGCCGGCGCGCCGGCAGGAGACAUGGACAUGCGCAGCCUGGACCCCCGCGCGGGCGGACGCCUGGCCGACCAGGACCUCCGCAUGCCGCCCAGAGGACCAGACAUGGGCCGCGGUGGCCCGCCACCGGGUGGCCUUCGUGGCGACAUGGAUCUCCGCUCUGGCGACAGGGACAUGCGUGGCCCGCCGCCGCCGCCGCAGGACUUUGACGCCAGGGCGUUCGGACGUGACCCGCGCGCGGCCGGCGCGCCGUUCGGCCGCGGAUUCCCGGAGGCGCCGGCGCCGAGCCGCGACCCGCGCGACCCGAGAGACCCGAGGGAGGCGCGUGACCCGCGUGACCCGCGCGCCGCCGCCGGUCCCAUACCCGGUCCCAUGGCUGGUCCUCUGGCCGGUGGUGACCGUGACAUGAGGGGUCCGCCGCCGGCCGCGCCCAGCCGCCCUGGACCGGACCUGGGAGCCAUCAACCUGCCCGCCAACCUGGCGGGAGGAGAUCAAGAAAAGGCGGCGCUGAUCAUGCAGGUGCUGCAGCUCUCGGACGAACAGAUUGCCAUGCUGCCCCCGGAGCAGCGCCAGAGCAUUAUGGUUCUGAAGGAACAGAUCUCCAAGUCGGCCCGCUAAGCUGGCUGACCUGCGGCGGGCGCUGUCAGUUUUCCACCGGGGUCGGUUGGUGAGUUGCGGCAGAAGUGUUGCCGCAUUCGUCGCAUUCCCACUAUGGACUCGAGUGUAUCGCGAGGCAGAUCAUGGUGGAACGAGGAACACUGUGUCCCAAUGACUGCUGGUUCCGAGCGAGACACCGCGAACAUUCAAGUGGCGCGCAGCCAAGUAUUGGAUAGAACACGGCGCAUCAAUGUCCGAUAGACUAUGAGGUGCCAUCCCGGUCCAACCCGUGUGCUGUGUCAGGUGAGAGCUGGCCCUUCCUCAGUGGCUCGACCUACCGCGUGGUCUAUGUAACAGCUCUGUCCCUUGUGGGUUACGGACAGUUUAAUCGGUUCAGGAGUCGACUGUCACAGGACAGGGAUGGCUUUCUCCUCAUAGCUGUUCACUUGUGCUCGCCUGCGCUUUGUAAAUACAAUGUCACACUCGCA
This is a messenger RNA of Amphibalanus amphitrite, 2188 nucleotides long. Its product is annotated as cleavage stimulation factor subunit 2-like. Gene Ontology annotation, biological process: mRNA 3'-end processing. Bases 324 to 1721 code for a protein of 465 amino acids. The transcript is spliced from 11 exons. Gene Ontology annotation, cellular component: mRNA cleavage and polyadenylation specificity factor complex. The record is from RefSeq and is a predicted model, not a curated record. Gene Ontology annotation, molecular function: mRNA binding. NCBI's taxonomy places the organism in Eukaryota, Metazoa, Arthropoda, Thecostraca, Balanomorpha, Balanidae.